AUGUCAUGCUCAGAAGAACAAACGACGUCGUCACCAAAGUCAACAAAUUUUUUGUCACCUGUUAUGACCUCUAUAACUUCUAUAACUUCUUCAACUUCUUCAACUUCUAAAACUAAGCGGUCUUCUGUUUUAGAAGUUCUUACAACUCCAGAAUUGAUUCAUAACAUAUUUGAAUACCUUUCUGUUCCACAAUUAGUCAAAGCAAGAUCUGUGUGUAAGCAAUGGUACCAAAUCGUCAGUAUUCCUUCUCGAGUGGCUUCUUACAUUAACUAUACUGUAAGCUCUAAACCCAAGAAAGUUUAUAUACUCACCAAUAGCACAUAUUCAUAUGACGGAGUUACAUGCAUUACCGAUACCGAAGUAUAUAUUACUGGUGUAUAUACAAAUAAACGAAAAGCUCAAAUUGAAUUAAGUAAAAAAUACGAACAAGAACAAGAAAUGUAUAGUGAUCUUGAAGAUGAUAACACUUCAAUUAUGGGAGGAAUUGAGAGGAGAGGUUAUUUUGAUUACGCUAGUAAUCAAGGUGAAGUUUGGGAACUUGGGGAAUAUGAUUUGAAUAACGAAAAGUUAAAUGAUAAUGAAUCAUUGGAAUCAUCGUCACAACAAGAAUCGAUAGAAUUAGAAUCCGUAGAAGAAAAUGGUGUCACUUAUUAUAUCAUUGAUUAA
Messenger RNA from Diversispora eburnea, 666 nucleotides. NCBI's taxonomy places the organism in Eukaryota, Fungi, Glomeromycota, Glomeromycetes, Diversisporales, Diversisporaceae. The record is from the annotation of a GenBank genome assembly.